Mycena indigotica is the source of this 1056-nucleotide messenger RNA. Its product is annotated as PLC-like phosphodiesterase. The record is from RefSeq and is a predicted model, not a curated record. Bases 1 to 1056 code for a protein of 351 amino acids. Gene Ontology annotation, molecular function: phosphoric diester hydrolase activity. The transcript is spliced from 11 exons. Lineage: Eukaryota; Fungi; Basidiomycota; Agaricomycetes; Agaricales; Mycenaceae. Gene Ontology annotation, biological process: lipid metabolic process.
AUGUUCCUAUCCCUUCUCCUGUUGUCUCCCUCCCUUGUCCUAGCUGUCCUUCCCCUGCAACAGCAACCAUUUUUGCGUCAAUUGCCAUUUGAUGUCCAGGGCCACCGUGGCGGUCGAGGAAAUGCGAUAGAAAACACGCUACCCGGAUUCGCGUGGGGCCUCAUCGACGGCGCCACAACCUUGGAGCUUGACAAUGGAAUAACUAAGGAUGGCGUAGUCGUAGUCUGGCACGACCAGCAAAUUUUACCGGAAAAAUGCUUGGAUACUGCUCCCGCUACACCUGGGGACCCAUAUUUCCCUUACGUCGGAAAGUUUCUCGUCGAUCUCACGUUGGCACAACUCCAAACACUUGACUGUGGCUCUCAGCGACAAACGAACUACCCAUUACAACUCACUUACCCCGGAACCAGGAUCUCUACUCUCGAGGAGGUGUUCGCAUUUGUGGAAUGUGCUGAUCCUGAACGCUCGAUUCUUUGGAACAUAGAGUCAAAGAUCGACGCUGUCUUUCCCGAGAGGACGGCUAGUGUACAGACCUUCGUCACCAAACAGCAUGAAAUUUUCGCGAAAAGCUCAUACAAGAAUGCCAUCACAUUUCAGGGCUUUGAUUGGAGAUCGCUGGUGGCCAUGAGGGAAUUGGAUCCACAAAUCGUCACUUCUGCGUUGGCGGAAUAUGAGACGACCGAGAUGUAUGGACAGGAAGUCUCUCCAUGGUUAGCAGGCGUAGAUCUCGCAGCAUUCUCUGGAUCGUUCGGUGUCAAACUCGCCCAGGCAGCCCACGCUAUAAACGCAACAAUUUUGAGUCCCAGCGCUUUCAAAUCGAAUCUUUCUUUGACAACCAAAGAAAUGGUCGACCGCGCACAUGAGCUGGGGAUCCAAGUCAAACCUUGGACUGUCAAUUCGAUGGAUGUUGCUCAAGACUUGUUGGAUUGGGGGAUAGACGGGAUGAUUACAGACUACCCCAACAUGGUGAGAAGAUUUGUCCAGCAGCAAGGUCGAGUCGUAGCACCAAAGUACCCCAAACGGCGUGUGUUGAGCUGCCUAGAGAAGUACCUGUAG